CAAAUUAACUUGACGUGUGAAAAUGCGUAACUUUUAAGGAUAAAGCCAGCCGGUCAGCAUGGGAAUUUGUCAGUUCUUCAUGAGAGGAAGUUGUAAGUUCGGCUCCAGCUGCCGAUACGAACACCCUGGACACCAGACGAACGCAAACAGACAGUAUGCGGACCAGUACAAAGUUGAUCACAGAUCGGAAUACUCUACGCAGCAGAGACAGAGUGGAAACCGAUACGAGGUAUUACAAGGUCAGCAGCAACAGCAGCAGCAGCAGCAGGCGGGGACGCAGCACUUGACGACGGUGAAUCUAACGAAGCAGCACUCAAACGCAGACAUCGUUAACGCCAUCAUCACUGAGUCGCGCGUCUGGGAGGAGAGUCACAUGUGGCCGCUGUCCUGCUACGCCUACAUGAAGGAAGGACCGUGUCUGAGCGGUUUCAAUGACAUUUCCCCCGAGGAACUGCGAUGCCAGGCGUACGAAUGUGUGAGGGAAGGAAACUUCGCUAAAUAUGAGCAGGCGGCUGCGGGUUUGCUCAGCGCGUGGUGCGGCCGCAUCGCUAAGCUGCGGGACAUCCAGCAUGACCCGGACGCACGACAACGACUCCUCUCCGAGAUAGAAGAGCACCGCCGCGCAGGCUUCUCCCCCGACCUCCUCCUGCCUCCCGCCGACCCCCGCGCCACGCCGGCGCCCUCUGCCUUCACCGCGGGGACCACGAGAAGUCUGUUCGGCGGCACGACAGCUUUCGGCGGCGGGGGCGCCACCGGUGGCAGCGUGUUCGGAGGACAAGCGAACGUUGCCGCGGUGCAGCCUGCCAUCCCGUUCGGCGGGACGGUGGUGCCCCCUUCUGCGAGCGUCUUCGGUAAACCUGCGCAGAGCCUCUUCCCUGCAGGUGGCGCCACCGCAGGGACGUCGCUGUUCGGACAGGGAACGUUUGCGUCGUCCACGGCGACGACGCUGGGGUUGCAGACAUCGCCACAGCAGAGGCCCAGCCUCCUCGGCUCUCCUCCCGUCGCCCCCGGCAACGCGGGCUUCGGAUCGCAGCAGCCAGGUGGCGUGCCGAGUCUGUUCGGACAGGCGACGGCGACAACAACGGCCGCUCCGUUUUCAAGGUCGGGGUUCGGCGCCGCCUCGCCCCGCCAGGAGGGGGCGCCGGCGGCGGGGGAGGACUCGUACACGCCGCUGGAUCGACUGACGGCGGCAGAGUUGGAGCAGUAUCGCGGCGAGAAGUUUGCGUCGGGUAAGAUACCGACGCGGCCGCCGCCGCGAGAGCUAGUGAGCUGAUGUUUCCGUGAACUCAUAAACUCAAGCCUUUAGUUUUAUCGUCGCGUUUUCGAGUUCGAAUGUUUAGUAAUUAAAAUAGAAAUGGAAUUAGAUUGAAUCAGAAAUAGUUAUUCGUCACGGCAGUGCAUUUCGUAUGCGUCGGCGCGGAGCAUUUUCGUUAAU
Messenger RNA from Priapulus caudatus, 1435 nucleotides. Its product is annotated as nucleoporin-like protein 2. Gene Ontology annotation, molecular function: metal ion binding. The transcript is spliced from 7 exons. The record is from RefSeq and is a predicted model, not a curated record. NCBI's taxonomy places the organism in Eukaryota, Metazoa, Priapulida, Priapulimorpha, Priapulimorphida, Priapulidae. Bases 59 to 1273 code for a protein of 404 amino acids.